Molecule: messenger RNA, 1425 nt
Organism: Rhinocladiella mackenziei CBS 650.93
Lineage: Eukaryota; Fungi; Ascomycota; Eurotiomycetes; Chaetothyriales; Herpotrichiellaceae
Exons: 4
Coding region: 1-1425 (474 amino acids)
Molecular function (GO): oxidoreductase activity, acting on the CH-CH group of donors; flavin adenine dinucleotide binding
Source: RefSeq, a predicted model, not a curated record
AUGUCUUUCUCCUGCCUUGUCAACAGUGUCAAUGGACACAUCCCAGCAUCGGAGCGGAUUCCUCCAAUAGUGAGACACUUGGUCAGCGAGAGGGCGAAGCAGACGAUUGAUAUUGUCGAGCGGUUUGUCGAACAGGAAUGCAUCCCGGCGGACCCAGUCUUUGAGGCUGCACUCGGCGAAACCACACGGGAGCGGUUCUCCACCCAUCCAGCCAUCCUCGAGGAUCUUAAACGCCGAGCUCGCUCUCUAGGCUUGUGGAACCUUUUCUUGCCACGCAAUCACUUCCAUGGCCUCGGAGCCGAUUUCACCAACCUCGAGUAUGCGCUCAUGGCGGAACUCCUUGGCAAGAGCAUCAUUGCAAGUGAGGCGUGUAAUUGCUCUGCCCCCGACACCGGGAAUAUGGAGGUGUUAGCCAAGUAUGGAAAUCCGGAACAGAAGAAAAAGUGGCUGGAGCCGUUGUUGGAAGGCACAAUUCGAAGUGCCUUUUUGAUGACGGAGCCGGGCGUUGCAGGUAGUGACGCAACAAACAUUGGACAGGGACUCAAGAUCGAAAGAACUCCAGAUGGUGGAUGGGUCCUGAAUGGGGAGAAAUGGUGGAGUAGUGGCGCAGGGGAUUUGAGAUGCAAGCUCUACAUCGUGUUCGGAAAGACUGACCCCACCAACAAAGAUCUGUAUCGGCAGCAAACUGUUGUACUUGUGCCAGCCAAUACACCUGGAAUCACUGUGAAAAGGGUCUUAUCAGUUGUUGGGUAUGAUCAUGCUCCAGAGGGUCAUGCUCAUAUUUCCUUCCACAAUGUCUAUGUGCCAAAGACAAAUGUCAUUCUUGGUGAAGGCCGAGGCUUUGAGGUUGUUCAAGGCAGGCUAGGGCCUGGGAGGAUUCAUCAUGCUAUGAGGUCUAUUGGAGCAGCCGAAAAAGCCCUUGAAUGGGCACUUGCCCGCAUCAGUGACCCUAAUCGAACUACUUUUGGGAAACCGCUUUCUGAGCAUGGAAUGAUGAUCGAACGAAUUGCCCAAAGCAGGAUUAAUAUCGAUGCGGCUCGCCUUGCUGUGCUGAACGCCGCCAGGAAAAUUGAUGACGGUGACGCAAAGCAUGCCCUCAAAGAAAUUGCCGAAGUGAAAGUUCUCGUUCCAAAGGUCAUGACAGAAGUCAUCGAUCGUGCGAUACAGGCAAAUGGAGGUGUCGGUGUGUCUCAAGAUACACCAUUAGCAAGCAUGCUAGCGAUUGCAAGGAUGAUGAGGAUUGUCGAUGGACCAGACGAAGUUCACAUCUUUCAACUGGGCAGGAAUGAGAUCAAGCAUGGACCUGCAUUUAAAGGACGCAUUGAGGCUCAGAAAAUAAGAACAUCAGAGUUAUUCAGAGACUAUGCUGUUCCUCAAGUGGAUCGAUUGUCUUUGAACAGAAGCUCAGGAGGGUCAAAAUUGUAA